AUGGAUCGGAAUCCAAUCCGACCACCUCUACCUCCAAGGAACGAUUUUGAGAUCAAACCGCAGAUCAUUGCCUUGGUGAAGCAAAACCAAUUCCAUGGUUUGCCCACUGAGCAUCCUCUUGAUCACGUCGACACCUUUGAGGAGAUAUGUAGCACAACUCGUGUUAAUGGAGUAUCGCCGGAUUACUUCAAGUGCAAGCUAUUCACUUUUUCUCUAAGUGACAAGGCGCUAAGAUGGGUAAAAUCUUUACCACCUCAGUCCAUUACAACAUGGAAUGAAUACAAGGGAGCUUUCUUGAACCAAUUCUACACUAAGCAAAGAUCCAACUCUAUAAGGAGCAAGAUUUCUGGUUUUAAGCAAGAUUCAAUGGAGUCAUUCUAUGAAGCUUUGGAGAGAUUCAAGGAGUAUACAAGGAGCUGCCCUGUGAUACCCCAUAUCAAGACCUAA
Molecule: messenger RNA, 447 nt
Organism: Microthlaspi erraticum
Lineage: Eukaryota; Viridiplantae; Streptophyta; Magnoliopsida; Brassicales; Brassicaceae
Source: the annotation of a GenBank genome assembly